CAGAAACAGUAGACGUCACGUCACAGGAGUUACUUCCGGUUCGUCGUAGUCUGAGGUAAACAGCGGAGUUUUGUUCGUUAAAGUGAACAGAGACCAUGACUCGACACGGCAAGAACUGUACCGCCGGAGCAGUGUACACUUACCACGAGAAGAAGAAGGACACUGCUUCUUCCGGUUAUGGCACUCAGAGUGUGAGGUUGGGGAAAGACGCUAUCAAAGACUUUGACUGCUGCUGCCUUUCAUUACAGCCGUGUAGAGACCCUGUGGUGACUGAGGAUGGCUAUCUGUAUGAAAGAGAAGCUAUCCUGGAGUACAUCCUCCAUCAGAAAACCGAGAUUGCCAAGAAGAUGAAGGCGUAUGAGAAACAGAAGAAGGCUCUGAGGAGCGAGGGUCAGCUGGAGUCAGGGUCAGAGGAGAGAGAGAAGAUCGAGAAGUUCAAGAAUAAAGAGAGCAGCAUCGUCUCCAAACCCAUCAACCCUUUCAUCACUGGUCAGAGUAAAGAUGCAGCAUCGUCCCCAGGCGGCUCAGUCAGCUCUCUCACCUCGUCCAGCUCGGCCUCAGUGUCCACAGAAUCCACUUCCUCCUCCAGUCUGCCCAGUUUCUGGAUCCCCAGCCUGACUCCUGAGGCUAAACCCACUCUGCUUAAGAAACCUAGUAAGACAGUGACGUGUCCGAUGUCAGGUCGUCCUCUGAAGAUGAGUGACCUGAUUUCGGUGCGUUUCACUCCACUGGACAGCAGUCUGGACAGAGUGGCUCUGCUCACACGCCAGGACAGAUAUGUGUGUGCAGUGACCAAAGACACUCUGGGGAACUCUGUCCCCUGUGCAGUGCUCAGACCCUCAGGAUCAGUGGUCACUCUGGAGUGUGUAGAGAAGCUCAUACGUAAAGAUAUGAUGGACCCGGUGACUGGAGACAAACUGAAAGAGAAAGACAUAAUAGUCCUGCAGAGGGGUGGGACAGGAUUCGCUGGUUCUGGAAUUGACCUCUGUGCUAAAGAAGCUCGACCCGUCAUGCAGGCGUGAGGUCCAGAGGAUUGACGUAACCUCAUCCUUUCAUCCUUUCAUCAUUCUGUCUGUUUACAUUCAGUAAGAAAUAAAGUUCAUGUUUAUAUUUGAUCAUGAAUUAUCACAGGGAAUGUUUUUUCGUUUUGCAUUAUAGACACACUUUCAUAGUUUUGUGUUUUAUUUUUGAAAUAAAUUUUAUUUCCACACACA
Molecule: messenger RNA, 1214 nt
Organism: Hemibagrus wyckioides
Lineage: Eukaryota; Metazoa; Chordata; Actinopteri; Siluriformes; Bagridae
Gene: nosip
Product: nitric oxide synthase interacting protein
Exons: 10
Coding region: 96-1022 (308 amino acids)
Cellular component (GO): nucleus
Molecular function (GO): ubiquitin protein ligase activity
Source: RefSeq, a predicted model, not a curated record